Nematostella vectensis (starlet sea anemone) is the source of this 2263-nucleotide messenger RNA. RefSeq lists its product as uncharacterized. The record is from RefSeq and is a predicted model, not a curated record. NCBI's taxonomy places the organism in Eukaryota, Metazoa, Cnidaria, Anthozoa, Actiniaria, Edwardsiidae. The transcript is spliced from 6 exons. Bases 121 to 1386 code for a protein of 421 amino acids.
GACUGGUUCGGUAAGAGGGGGAUUUCAUGGCAUAUCAGUGUUGUGAUUAGACGGUCCUCCACAGGUAUAGCGGAACACCAGAUAUUUGUUCAUAUCGUUGAAAACUGUAGCCAAGACGCCAUGACUGUCAUCAGCAUCAUGGAGCACACCCUACGUGAGAUUAAGGCUAGCACUCCUGGCGUCUCUACUGCCUUUUACAGGCAGGAUAACGCCGGAUGUUACCACAACGCGGCCAUGAUUACAGCAUGUCGAUUCAUGGAGUCACGUACGGGAAUAAAGGUCGAGAGAGUAGAUUUUAGCGACCCACAGGGUGGCAAAGGCCCAUGUGAUCGAAAAGCUGCCACCAUUAAGGCCCACGUCCGGCGUUAUAUUGCUGAAGGCCAUGAUGUCACCACCGCAGCUGACCUGCGUCAUGCGAUUCUCUCACACAAUGGCGUCCCGGGUGUGCGCGUCUCAUUGGUAGAUGCGAGUAGUCUGAGGCCUCUGAGCAGCGAAGCCAAGAUUGAUGGCAUCACUAAACUAAACAACUUCAGUCUUAGUGACAAGGGCCUAACGAUGUGGAGGGCCUAUGACAUCGGUAUAGGGAGAACAGUUCCCUGGCAAAGAUUACAAGUUCCAGCGACCGUAGAGUUGGUGAGCUUUGAAAGUGCUUUCAGUCCGGGUGGUUUCAUCGCCAUCAAAUCACGCCGCAUCAAGCCCGUUGAGCUGUCUGUGGCAAGUGGCUUGUCGAGCGUUCAAACAGAUGGUCAAUCUGAUGAGGCUGAUGACGACAAUGAAUCCGAGGAAGAGAUAGAGGAAGAAUCCCCUAAGCUGUUCUGCUGCCCAGUUGAGGGUUGCAUAAAGGCGUACCACCGUCACAGUUCUUUGGAGGACCACAUCCAGUUCGGGAAGUGUCGUAUCGUUGAAGAACGGUACACACUAUUCGAUCGGGCGGCAAUAGCUUACCGCGAGAAGCUUUUGCAGGGAGAUGAGCUGCAACCAACCCUAGAACCGGUCCUGCAAGAAAAGGCGUCGAAUGACUUGUGUCUUGGAUGGGCUCUGAAAACAGCUAGAAAGGCAACCCGCUUUAGCGAAAAGCAGAAGGCCUUCCUAGACGAGGUAUUUCAGAAGGGGAUUGAUACCGGUCACAAGCUUGACCCUGCAACUGCUGCCCUAGAGAUGCGCUACGCCAAGGACCUGACUGGGAAACGUCGCUUUCAAGUUGAUGAAUUCUUGUCAGACAGUCAGGUCCAGUCGUACUUUUCAAGGAUGGCCUCCAAGCGAAGAAAGGCGCUUGAUUCGACUCAGUCCGAGGGCGACAGCGGAGAUGAAGACGCCAAAGCCGCAGAUGAACAGGCAAGCUACGCCUCGGCGCGCGCCCUCAUCCUAGAGGAGUGUCAACUCUAACAUCCUAUCGAAUAUGAGUCUAUCAAUUUCUGCCAACUUUACGAAAAAGGCAAACUGAGCACCCUAAACUUGGUUUUAUUAAGACAAGUUUUAGACUUCCUCGAUUUGGAUAUUGACCCCAAGCUCCGUAGGAAGGCUCCCAUUAUUGAUAAAAUUUCUGCAGUAAUCAAGCAGUGCUCAUGCGCACACAACUAAUAUGCAAAUAAACGUAAAUACGUAUACAAUUUUUACCCUUACGCCUAAGUUCUUCACCAAACCAUCAGAUGUUUUUGAAAAUAGCCAAACAAAACAUGAUAUCGACUUUUUAUCAAAUAUGAUGUUCUAAUAAAGAAAGACUAAGACCCAACACUGUCUGUUCUUAUGUAGAUUAGGAUACCUGUGGAAAGUCACGCAUUCUCAUCUAGCAGACCGCUGAUCAGUUGUUGUCAUCUGAAACCAGACUCGUGUUCAAGUACUUGACCUUUGCAUUGAAAUUAAUCUUACAAAUAGGCCUUUUCCCCAGAAACCUCUUGGCAGAAGUAACUUCCAAGGAUGAACCAAGACUAUUAUACAGCAUCUGAGAUUAGUAUACAGCAAGGGUAGAGUUUAUUUUCCGUUAUUUGUCUCCUGUACAAACAGCUAUGGCAGGACAAUCACGAACCAGCUGUUACAUCAUGACACGGAGGUCGGCUCCAAUGCUGAGAUAUUAAGAUAGCCUACAACACAGCCAACCGAACCUUUAGUCGAGCCCCCAAUAUCCAUUGAACACCAAUCGCAGUAGGAUAGCGAGAUGACACCAGCCGUCUGUCGCACCAAGGGCCUGGGCUUUACUUGUCGUCCUACUAUAUAUGAGCAAAUGUGACUUGGUGGGGCACAAUAAAGUUAUAUAUUUGUCAAA